This is a messenger RNA of Syngnathoides biaculeatus (alligator pipefish), 1349 nucleotides long. RefSeq names its product zinc finger protein 501-like. Gene Ontology annotation, biological process: regulation of transcription by RNA polymerase II. NCBI's taxonomy places the organism in Eukaryota, Metazoa, Chordata, Actinopteri, Syngnathiformes, Syngnathidae. The record is from RefSeq and is a predicted model, not a curated record. The transcript has 2 exons. Gene Ontology annotation, molecular function: DNA-binding transcription activator activity, RNA polymerase II-specific; RNA polymerase II cis-regulatory region sequence-specific DNA binding. Gene Ontology annotation, cellular component: nucleus. The coding region runs from base 84 to 1121 and encodes 345 amino acids.
AGACACAUCAGAACAACCAAAAUAAAUUUAAAUGCAUUGAAUGCGGGGAGACCUUUGCUCACAAGGGAUGCUUGAAAAUCCACAUGAUCGCGCACGCUGGAGAGCGGUCGUUCGCUUCUUCAUCUUGCGCCAAGGGGUUCUUCUUGAAGCGUCACACGAAACUGAGUCAGAAAGACCCCGCGGAGGGUAAUAACAACAGUAUCCAUCCGUUCACGUGCUCAGAGUGUGGCAAAACGUUCCUCCAUACGGGGAACUUGAACCGACACAAGCGAAUACACACCGGAGAGAAACCUUACGCUUGCUCCAUUUGCGGUAAAAGAUUCCGGGAUAAGUGCGGAGUGAUAAAGCACAGGGUGGUGCACACGGGGGAGAAACCCUUUUCUUGCUUGGUUUGCGCCAUGUUGUUCCCACACCGGGCCAGCUUGCUGAGGCACCUGAAGAAACAUUCCGGGGAGAAUCAUUUCACCUGCACGGUUUGUACUAAAAGCUGCUCCAGUUUAUCGUCGUUCAUAUUACACUCGAAAGAACACACACCCAGCACCUCGAGUGAAAUCGCGACCGCAGAAGCUUACGCUCAGGAAGUGUGCGACGUGGCUCCGCCAUUGAAUAAGGGUGAGGAAAAGCCCAACUCUCCCGAGACGGACACCAAGGAACCCCCAAAGACGUACCCCCAACCGAAAGACGCCGAGCGGUUCUGCUGCCCCCAGUGCGGCAAAACAUUCCGGCACAGGUCUUACUUCAUCUGUCACCUGAGAACGCACGCUGGGAACAGACCCUACAAAUGCUCUCUCUGCCCUAAAGAUUUCUCCAGAAGGUGUGACAUGAAGGUUCACAUCCGGGUGAAGCACACGGGCGAGACGCCCUUCGCCUGUCCCAUCUGCGGCAAAGGGUUCGCCGUCAAGAAGUACAUGACGUUGCACAUGAGGAGACACAGCGGGGAGAAACGCUUCGCCUGCCCGCUGUGUUCCAAACAGUUCACCGCCAAAGCGGGGAUGGUGAAACACAUGGGGAAGCCCACGUGCAAAAAAACUGCGAUGUGCGCCGUGGACGAAUCGCCGGCCAGAGGAUGCUCGAAAAUCACACGUGUGCCAGUAACGACAGGUGAAGCGACGGGACCUUGAGAGACCACGUGGACGUUAAAUGCGUCAUUAGAAGUGAACUUUUGACACGUUUUUCAUGAGAAGACCGUGUACAGUAAUCUCUUGCCAUUACCAUCCUGCCACAAACAACAAAAGUUAGAGGGAAAACACUUGACGCCGUCUCAUGGACUCAGCGAACGACUUCUAGAAGAAGAUGAUCAACCAACAGAGUUAACAGUUUAGUUUUUUUAAUUUAGUGGAUCUCGUGAC